AGCAGCUCAGGUUUGCAAUAAAAAAAGUCCUGCAACAUGGACAGACAACUGUGAGAAGCAAGUUCGACGUUUUUCAGGGCUUUAUUCACAGCAGCGCUGUUUAUUACAAUAAAGACUUCAGGCAAAAGACAACCAGGUCAUGGAGAUUCUUCAGUCUGCAGUCAUUUUUCUGCUGGUCUUCAGCUUCUCUUUAACAGCUGCUGAGGUGCCGCCAGAUGUGGCGCCCCGUUAUCAAAAAUUCCUCAGGCAGCACGUGGAUCCUGAUAUGAGUGUGCAAAAGUGUGACAGUGAAAUGAGGGAAAGAGGGAUCACUGCCGGAUCUGGAAACGACUGCAAAGAAAUAAACACCCUCAUUCAAGCAAAUAAACGUGUUAUUAAAGACGUUUGUGGCAAGGCAGGAACUCCCAAAAACAACCUGUUUAUAAGCAAUCAGCCUUUUCCUGUAGUCACAUGUAUAUUGAAAAGUGGGGAGAGACACCCGCGUUGUCAAUACCAAGGUAAAAGAAGCACUCGUUAUAUUGUUUUGGGUUGUGAUAAAGGCUGGCCUGUCCAUUAUGAGAAAGGCAUCACUGUUGUAAAGGGGGGGUCAGGCUAUAGCAUCUUAAACCUUUUUAAAACAAUCGUUUAUCAUGCCUUCUCUGUCGUAUUUCAAAUACUAUCUGGUGAAUGUCUAUGAGGAAAGAAAAAUGCGCGUCACUUUUAAACUCACCUCCUUGCACUCCUUGUCCAUCUAAAACACCAGGUCAAUAUCUGUAAACAUGAACUUUCCUUUUUUGUCUUUAUACAUUACUUCAUAGCCAUUUCUAUUAUUUUACAGAUGAACGCCAUUUAGUCAAGUAUGUGGAGUCAUGUGUGUUUUUAAUAGUUUACUAACAUUCUGUAAAAGUAUUUAUGUCAGUAUACGUUUUACGUAAGGUUUUCUUUCAAAUAAAAGGUUUCCAAUCCA
Molecule: messenger RNA, 946 nt
Organism: Danio aesculapii
Lineage: Eukaryota; Metazoa; Chordata; Actinopteri; Cypriniformes; Danionidae
Product: ribonuclease-like 3
Exons: 2
Coding region: 140-676 (178 amino acids)
Biological process (GO): defense response to Gram-positive bacterium; angiogenesis; defense response to Gram-negative bacterium
Molecular function (GO): RNA nuclease activity; nucleic acid binding
Source: RefSeq, a predicted model, not a curated record